This is a messenger RNA of Heterostelium album PN500, 453 nucleotides long. RefSeq lists its product as uncharacterized. The coding region runs from base 1 to 453 and encodes 150 amino acids. The transcript has 2 exons. NCBI's taxonomy places the organism in Eukaryota, Evosea, Eumycetozoa, Acytosteliales, Acytosteliaceae. The record is from RefSeq and is a predicted model, not a curated record.
AUGCAAAUUAGAGUAUUAUUAUUAAUAGGAUUAUUAUUAUUUUUGAUAUUUUGCACAAAUAUAUCGAUUGCCAAUGAAAAUGGAAAUGGAUGUGGUCAUGGCAGUAGUCAUGAGAUCAACUGUGAUUUAGUAGAUUGUGUUCCGUUUGAUCAAGAGGAGUGUCUUAAUCAAGGUUUGACUGUGCAAUUGAGGAAUGUAUCAAAAGGUAUUUGUUGUGAUCGCUGCAUCGAUAUUUGUACAACAAUAAGAUGUCCUCUGGCGAUACCACAAUCAGUUUGUGAAAGUAAAGGUCAUAUUUAUAUUCCUGCUCAAAAAAAAGGACAAUGUUGCAGUGAAUGUAGACCUAAUUGUAAUGGUGUAACAUGUUUGCCUAUAAGUUGUGAUAUUCAAACUAUUCCACCCGAUAGAGAGCAUGGCAUUUGUUGUGCGACCUGUGCCACUUAUGAAGACUAA